Gasterosteus aculeatus aculeatus (three-spined stickleback) is the source of this 2876-nucleotide messenger RNA. Its product is annotated as indian hedgehog B protein. Lineage: Eukaryota; Metazoa; Chordata; Actinopteri; Perciformes; Gasterosteidae. The record is from RefSeq and is a predicted model, not a curated record. Gene Ontology annotation, molecular function: patched binding; calcium ion binding. Gene Ontology annotation, biological process: multicellular organism development; smoothened signaling pathway; cell fate specification.
GUAAUCUCUGGGGAUACUUCAAUGGCGUCACUCGGACCCUCGUGUCGCAACAGGAGGGCGCGGGACGCCUUAACGCGCGCACCUGCUCGUGCGUCUUUAACUCGGAGACCAUAUGAGGCGGCGCGCGCGUGGCUCGCCGUCCGUCUGUCUGUCCUCUUGGCCGGAGACAUGAAGGCGGCCGCGGGGCCGGUGCCACCCCGGUGGGAGGAGAGGACGCGGCGUAGGGCAGGUCCGGCAGGGCGCGGUCUUCUUCUUCUGCCGCGGCACCUCAUCUGUUCUGUCGUAGGAUCUCUUCCAUUUCUGCCACAGGGACGCAUUGAGAAACAAGCCCAGAGGGAGACAAACCGCUGCGGGGACACCCUUUGACCGCCGCGCCCGACAGACUGCGCGCCGCGCGCCUCCGCGUCUCUCUGCAGCGCUUUUCUCACAGCUCCGACGCAGAGACGCAGCUUUGAACCUGCCUGCCAAGACAAACUCACCGCCGCUAUUUAUGCCCCUACCUCCGCGGGCACUCGGGGCAGCGGAGAGCCAGCCGCCCAGGGGACAGCUUAAGGUCUCUCCGGGUCCUCUCCAGCGGCGCACGGGCCACCUUUACGCGCCGGGAAUGGACACUUUUGGGGACCCGGGAACGAGUCCUGCUCCGUUAGAAUCAUAAAGGCGACUCAGGGCUCACCGAGGGAAGCACAGCCACCAGCUGGGGAGGGGGCACACACCGGCCCCGGGGCGGAAUGCUGCUCCCGACGCUGGUGACGUGCCUCGCCGGGUGCGCCUUUCUCCUGUCGCCGGUCAGCGAGGGUUGCGGGCCGGGCAGAGGCUACGGCAAGAGGCGGUCACCGCGGAAACUGGCGCCGCUUGCCUACAAGCAGUUCAGCCCCAACGUGGCCGAGAAGACUUUAGGGGCCAGCGGGAGGUACGAAGGGAAAAUAAGCCGGAGCUCUGAGCGCUUCAAGGAGCUCACCCCGAACUACAACCCCGACAUCAUCUUCAAGGAUGAGGAGAACACAGGUGCAGACCGCAUGAUGACACAGCGCUGCAAAGACAAGCUGAACUCUCUGGCCAUCUCGGUGAUGAACCUGUGGCCCGGGGUCCGCCUGCGGGUCACCGAGGGCUGGGACGAGGACGGCCACCACUCGGAGGAGUCGCUGCACUACGAGGGCCGGGCCGUGGACAUCACCACCUCGGACCGGGACCGCAACAAGUACGCCAUGCUGGCGCGGCUGGCGGUGGAGGCGGGCUUCGACUGGGUCUAUUACGAGUCCAAGGCCCACAUCCACUGCAGCGUCAAGUCAGAUCACUCCAUGGCGGCUAAAUCCGGAGGCUGCUUCCCCGCCGAGGCCUCGGUGACGUUGGCGAGCGGCGCUCAGAAGUCCAUCGGCGACCUGCGACCAGGCGAGCGGGUCCUGGCGGCGGCGGGCGGCGAGCUGGUCUACAGCGAGGUGCUGGUCUUCCUGGACCGGGACCCGGUCACCUGGAAGCUCUUCUACACGCUGCACACGGAGGCCGGAGCACGCCUCUCGCUCACCGCCGCCCACCUCGUGUUCGUGUCCGGGGGGAACUGCUCAGAGGGCGGCGCCCUCGGCGCCGUGUACGCCAGCGACGCCCAGCCGGGGCAGUGCGUGCUGGUGUCGCGGGGGGAGGUGGGCCGGGGGCGUCUGUCCCGGAUCACGCGGGUCAGCAUGAGGGAGAGCAGGGGGGCCUUCGCGCCGCUCACGCAGCAGGGCACGCUGGUGGUGGACGGAGUGGUGACGUCCUGCUACGCGGUGGUGGACCAGCACUCCCUGGCCCACUGGGCCUUCUCGCCGCUUCGGCUGCUCCACAGCUGGACUGGUUCCACUGGCAGCCCCCGGGACGGGGUCCACUGGUACUCCCGGCUUUUACACUGGCUGGGCAGGAUGCUGCUGGACUCGGGGCGCCUCCACCCGCUGGGCGCGGCGGCCCAGGGAGACCGGUGAGGUCAGCCAAAGGACGCAAGGGUGGAGACUUCUGACUGGACAGGACCACGAUGGACCGCCUGACGUCUGGGUUUCUCCUGAGGCAUCAUGGGAGUUUUAUAAGGAGGGAGGAAGGAGCCGCGAGCGGACAAAGGUGAACCAAAAGAAACACUCCGAGUCAAAAGACUCUAAGAAAAAGACCAAGUGACUCUGGGGAACCAUAAUCCCUUAAUAAUCCCUUAAUAAUCCCUUAAUCUACACUUUACACUUGGGUUAUCAUCUUAAGGGCUCAUUGAGGUCGGAUACAUUUGCAGGUACAAAAUACUGAGCUUUUAAGGGAUUUUCUUCUUCAUCUUCACCCUCUUAUUGGGGGUCGGAUCGCAGGGGCCAGCAGGGGCCCCCAAACACCCCCUUCCCUCCUCCACAUGGACCAGCUGAGACUGGGGGGGGUCCAGUGUGGAGCUCUAAUCUCUCUAGUCCUCCCCAAGGCCUCGUCCCGGUAUUCAGGUAUCUUUUGCCACUUCAGCAAUGUUCCAAAUAAAUAUCGUAUCACGUGGAUUUAACGCCAUUAUGUUUAAAUAACUUCAGCUUCACUGUUACUGGUUAAACAUGAAUCUUCAUCGGAAAUCACUUUAAUUUGUGCAAAAAAAACAUGAAAAAUCCUAAUAUGUUACAGUUGUAAAAUAAUAAUGAGUAACAUGAACUAAAGUAAACGUCAUCUUAAACUGUAACUUGAUUAGUCAGAUAUGUCAAACGGAAUGUGUCAAUAAAGGGAAAGUAUGAAGUAAUGAAUCCCAUUAAGCUCUGAAUACUGAUGUGUGUUAUAUUCUAUUUAAUAAUACUGCUUUAAUCAAUAAAUUAUAGAGUGUAUUUAAGUAUCAUUUGUUUACACAAAUCCAAUAUUGUUUCUGAAGUUAUUUUUUAAAUUAAAUGAUAUGUAAAUGA